AUGGGGAAUCAUGGAGAGAACGGUAGUAACGGGGAGGUGGCGAGAAAGGAGAAGGAGGCGGACGCUUUGAAGUGGAAGGAGGCGGAAGCAAGCAGUGAGUGGGUGAUGGAGAGCAUGCGGAGAGGGAUAGACUGUUACGGCGUCACAACUGGCUUUGGUGCAACCUCACACCGGAGAACUACCCAAGCUGUUGCCCUUCAAACUGAGCUCAUUAGGUUUCUGAAUGCUGGAAUAUUUGGGAAUGGCAAAGAAUCAUGUCAUACUCUGCCACAAAGUGCAACAAGGGCUGCAAUGCUUGUUCGAAUCAACACACUCCUUCAAGGCUACUCUGGCAUUAGAUAUGAGAUUCUAGAAGCCAUUGCAAAGCUCCUCAACAAUAACAUCACACCAGUAGUGCCAUUGCGUGGCUCAAUUUCCGCCUCCGGAGACUUGGUUCCGUUUUCAUACAUAGCAGGACUACUCACAGGAAGGCCUAAUUCGAAGGCCUUCGGUCCAAAUGGCGAUACACUCACGGCCGAACAAGCCUUCAAUCUAGCCGGCAUUGGUAGCGAAUUCUUCGAGUUGCAGCCUAAGGAGGGUCUUGCACUUGUCAAUGGAACUGGUGUUGGUGCUGGUUUGGCUUCAAUAGUCUUAUUUGAGGCCAACAUCUUAACCAUCUUAUCCGAAAUCAUGUCUGCGAUUUUCGCAGAAGUGAUGCAGGGUAGGCCAGAGUUUACAGAUCAUUUGACUCACAAAUUGAAGCAUCACCCUGGUCAGAUUGAAGCAGCAGCACUCAUGGAACAUAUCUUGAAUGGAAGUGCUUAUGUUAAAUCAGCACAGAAAUUGCAUGACAUUGAGCCUUUUCAAAAGCCAAAGCAAGAUAGAUAUGCUCUUAGGACUUCGCCGCAGUGGUUAGGACCACAAAUUGAAGUGAUUCGUUUGUCAACCAAGUCCAUUGAAAGAGAGAUCAACUCUGUGAAUGACAAUCCCUUGAUCGAUGUUUCAAGGAACAAGGCUUUGCAUGGUGGCAAUUUUCAAGGUACACCGGUUGGUGUUUCAAUGGACAAUACAAGGUUAGCACUGGCUGCAAUUGGAAAACUCAUCUUUGCACAAAUGUCUGAGUUGGUCAAUGAGUUCUAUAACAAUGGUUUACCUUCAAAUCUCUCUGGGGGGCAAUGUCCUAGCUUGGAUUAUGGAUUCAAGGGUGCUGAGAUAGCCAUGGCUGCAUAUUGUUCUGAGCUUCAGUAUCUGGCAAACCCAGUGACAAAUCAUGUGCAAAGUGCGGAACAACACAACCAGGAUGUGAAUUCAUUGGGGCUGAUCUCAGCUAGGAAAACAGCUGAAGCUGUUGAGAUAUUAAAGCUCAUGUUUUCAACCUACUUGGUUGCUCUAUGUCAGGCUAUAGAUUUGAGGCAUUUGGAGGAUAAUAUGAAGAUCACAGUUAAGAACACAGUGAGCAGAGUAGCUAAGAAAGUCCUCAAUCUAAGUGUCAAUGGGGAGCUUCAUCCUCAUCCUUCAAAAUCUUGUGAGAAAGAUUUGCUCAAAGUGGUUGAUUGCGAGCAUGUCUUCACCUAUAUUGAUGACCCCUGUAAUCCUGCAUACCCUUUGAUGCAGAAACUGAGGCUAGUGCUUGUGGAACAUGCAUUGAUGAGGAGUAGCAAUGGCUUGAAAAGCACGAGCGCGACCAUCUUUGCAAAGAUUGGCGCUUUUGAGGAGGAACUCAAGAAGGUGCUGCCCAAAGAAGUUGAGGCUACAAGGGAUGCUUUUGAGGAAGGGAAUGCAGUAACUCCUAACAAAAUUAAGCAGUGCAGAUCCUAUCCAAUCUACAAGUUUGUGAGGGAGGAACUGGGAACAGAGUUUCUAACUGGAGAGAAGAUUAAAUCCCCUGGUGAAGAUUUUGAUAAAGUUUUCAAUGCAAUUAACCAGGGUAAGAUAAUAGACCCAAUCUUUGAAUGUCUCAAGGACUGGGAUUGCACUCCUCUUCCCAUAUGUUGGAGCUCCUGAUAGGCCUUACAAGAAGUAGCUCAAUGUUUAUUAGUUUGAUGAUUACCAUGAUUUUCCUUGGAGAUUAGUAUGGUAUGCAUAACCGUUUCCUUUAGUAGUUAUACUGAGAAUUUUAUUGUAAUGUAUUUUAAUAUAGAAUUUUAAGGUGGAAAUGAUUGUCCACAAUAAAUGAU
Molecule: messenger RNA, 2156 nt
Organism: Arachis duranensis
Lineage: Eukaryota; Viridiplantae; Streptophyta; Magnoliopsida; Fabales; Fabaceae
Product: phenylalanine ammonia-lyase class 1-like
Exons: 2
Coding region: 1-1983 (660 amino acids)
Biological process (GO): L-phenylalanine catabolic process
Cellular component (GO): cytoplasm
Molecular function (GO): phenylalanine ammonia-lyase activity
Source: RefSeq, a predicted model, not a curated record